AUGGUGAAGAUUGAGCUAUUCGAAGUCGAUCAUUGGAUCCUAUCUCAAUCCUCGGAUAUCAAGCACAACCUUGCACAUUCGUAUUGCCUUCCGAAGUCUCUCAGCGAUGUGCAACAACAAGCCGGGAGUUCCGAAACUGCAACAGAUGUCUUUUCUCCCGUACUGUCGAAAGCGCUCGAUUACGGCCCUAUGAAAGGAUCCGAAGUCCUCCGAUCGAAGAUCUCCCAUCUUUACUCGUCCGAAUCUUCAAGCCCUUUCUCGAAGGAGAAAAUAAUCACUACACCCGGGGCAUCCUUGGCGAACUUCGUUGUUUUAUUUGCACUGGUUGGGCCCGGCGAUCAUGUCAUUGUCCAAUACCCCACAUAUCAACAACUCUAUGCCGUUCCAGCAUCGAUCGGAGCGGAUGUCAGCCUGUGGAAACCAUCCCAAGAGGAGAACUGGAAGUUGGAUAUGGAGGAACUGGAGAAGCUCAUCAGACCGAAUACCAAAAUGAUCAUAAUCAACAAUCCACAAAAUCCGACCGGCGCAAUCAUUUCCAAACAAACCCUCAAACAAAUCGUGCAAACUGCUCGGAAGCAUUCGAUCACCGUCUUCAGCGACGAAGUCUAUCGUCCUCUGUUCCACACAGUGUCACCCGUCGACCCAGAAUAUCCCCCAUCCAUCCUAUCUAUGGGUUAUGACAACACCAUCGCCACCAGCUCCUUGUCGAAAGCAUACUCCUUGGCGGGAUUGAGAAUAGGAUGGAUUGCAUCUCACAACCCGAAGGUCAUAGACCUCUGUGUCAACGUACGGUCUUAUGCCCUGAUCACUGCCAGCCAGAUCGACGAACAUCUGGCUUCGUUUGUCCUCGGCCCUCCAGUCCGUCAAUUGAUCGAAGGAAACCGGACACUCGCCAAAAACAACCUCAACAUUGUGCAAUCAUUUAUCGACAAGAAUAGGUCGAUCUGCGAAUGGGCGAGGCCCGAAGGCGGACCCAUCGGCUUCAUCAGAUUCGUGAGAUCUGGUCGGCCUGUUGACGAUGUGAUACUUUGCACUCAGUUGCUCGAGAAAAAAGGCCUUCUCCUUGUUCCGGGCAGGAAAUGCUUCGGGGAUGGGAUUAAUUUCUCGGGCUAUGUUCGUCUUGGAUUUGGUGGAGACACGGAGGACUUGAUCGCGGGACUGGGGGCCUUGCAAAGCUUCCUUGACCAUGACUUCAGGGAAGUACCUGUGUACCCCGGGGCUGCGGAUAAGUACUGA
This is a messenger RNA of Penicillium olsonii, 1236 nucleotides long. Lineage: Eukaryota; Fungi; Ascomycota; Eurotiomycetes; Eurotiales; Aspergillaceae. The record is from the annotation of a GenBank genome assembly.